Messenger RNA from Phoenix dactylifera (date palm), 1404 nucleotides. Its product is annotated as Thioredoxin superfamily protein. The record is from RefSeq and is a predicted model, not a curated record. NCBI's taxonomy places the organism in Eukaryota, Viridiplantae, Streptophyta, Magnoliopsida, Arecales, Arecaceae.
CUCCCCAGCCAGCCGCCCUUUCCCUCCUCUCCUAAUUUCGGGCGGUCGGAUCCCGGGUCCGGGCUCUUAAUUUCGAUCGAAUCCGAGCAGGGCCGGCCUUGCGUCUCAAAGGAUUUUGUUGGAAGCAGACCCAGGCCCGGCAAGAACCAGGCCCGACCCGACAUGUGCUUCAGGUCUGGUGAAGAAAAGGAGGAGACGGUGGUUGCGGAGAGCUCGGACGCGAAACGUUUGACGACGCCCGAAGGAGCUGCUCCCCGGCGGCGGCAUCGAGGAGAAAAACCCCAAACGGUUGAGGUGGGAGACAUGGAGCCGGCGAAGACCGCGACGGCGAAUGGCAAGAACCGGAAUCACCCUUUCCCAUGGCUGAAUCUGCUGGUGACGGAGCCCUUCUACCUCCUCCACUUCCUCGCUUUCUUCUCCUACUUCGUUGUCCGCAGCUCCGUCCCUCAGACUAUCUCGUCGGAUCUAUCCCAUCUUCUCCUCCGUCGGGAGAUGCAAGCGAUCCUUACGUUCUUGGUGCUGGUAUCAGUAAAGAUGGUCAAAGAGGAAACUUGGGAAGCAUUCAUUGCUGAUACCCUAUUCUACGCAAAGGGUUUUCUCUUUGCAGUUGCUUUAGUCAUCAACUAUCAUUUGGCUUUCUGUUAUUUGUUAGGGUUCAUAGUUAUAUAUGUUGUAUGUCAGCAACCACCUUAUGAUGGUUUAGGUGAUUCCAGUCAAUUGACUCCGUUGCAAUUGGAAAGCUUAUUAACUGAAGGAAAGACCUCGAGAUUUUGGUUGGUUGAAUUUCGGACUUUGUGCUCUUCAACAUGGAUACGCACGAGUCGUGUUUUUCCUGAGCUCUCCACCAUAUAUUCAAAUAAAAAUAUUUCUUUUGGAAUAGUUGAUAUCGGGCACUUCCCAAAUGCUGCAGAGACGUUUGGAGUAUCUCUGUGGGGUCCCUUUGACUUGGAUAUUGAUACACAGGUCAGCUUCCAACUUAUAUAUUAUUUGACAAUGCGGUGGAAGUUUCUCGAUUUCCAGAUUUCAAUAGUCCCAUGCCAACUAUUACCAAGACUGAAUGCAGUAGCAGGAGAUAAUAAGCUUUUUCAUGCAAUGGCACAAAAGAAGUGCAAGUCAUGAAGUUAAACUUAGAUGUUUCGUAUAAGACAGAGGGGAAGAAAAGAACCAAUUAUUUUCUUUGAGAAGUAUUUGGAAGUGUGCGAAAUAGUUUAGAAGGAAAUGAAAAGACUUCUGUGAUUCAAUAUCAAUGAAGUUAUGGAGAUUUCCCUUUCUUUUAAUAGGGCAAACUUUUUAUGUGGCUUUCAUUUCGAUUUCUUUCUUGAAUUUUCAGCAUUUUGAUAUCGUUAGUGAAGUCUUAUGACAAGUUUUGUUGCUAAGGUUAUGGAUGAGCUUAUUCUACAUCUA